Fomitopsis serialis is the source of this 1457-nucleotide messenger RNA. Its product is annotated as initiator tRNA phosphoribosyl transferase-domain-containing protein. Gene Ontology annotation, biological process: charged-tRNA amino acid modification. The transcript has 12 exons. NCBI's taxonomy places the organism in Eukaryota, Fungi, Basidiomycota, Agaricomycetes, Polyporales, Fomitopsidaceae. Gene Ontology annotation, cellular component: cytoplasm. Gene Ontology annotation, molecular function: tRNA adenosine(64)-2'-O-ribosylphosphate transferase activity. The record is from RefSeq and is a predicted model, not a curated record. Bases 52 to 1227 code for a protein of 391 amino acids.
GUCACCACGACGAACUCUGAUAUAGAGCUGUGCCUUCGGGGGCACUUCGUCAUGACUGACUGGACAAACAAACUCUCGUCACCCCAGGGCGAAACAGAGGAGGUUCUCGGCCUCCAUGGAGGAAAAUCUGUAGCGUUGAAUCACCUCAGGAAGGAAUCGCUGGACAUCCAUAACCGUCUACACUCAAUUUCAGAAGACAUCGACUUCGUGAAGACAGUACGAUCACCUAUCCCCAUCUGCCGAUCUUGCGUGCCCAAUCAACGCUGUGGGCUCUGGAUGAUAUUGGUCGACUCAACACGUUCCGGAAAGCGUAUUCCCGAUGCGCUGUCGAAGACGGUCCCGAUCUGGUGUGCAUAUCCAGACAGACACAAAGUCGACUGGGAUCUGGAGCUGUACUGCCCAUUCGGGACCAUCGAAGCUCGAUUGGACGGAUGGGUGGAUUCGCUAGUGAAUUCCUCGUACAUCUUGUCGGAUCUGCAACGCCCGUUGCACCCAUUGUGGAUCACACCGUCGACAUCCGUUUUUCCGAGCCUGGAUGCCAGUCCCACUCAACCAUUCUACCCCAUCCAAGAGGGUAUGGAACGGCGUUCGAACGGGUUCAUCUACGUGCAAGGCUCAGGCGACGAUCACGAGCUAUGGGGACUGAGCAGUCGAUCGGAGUUGCCAGAGCUGAUCAGCUCACUCCUGAGGCCGAUCGGCGCGAAGCAGUCGCAGCAGCAGUGGUCAAACAAGCCCACACCUAUCGUGCAAGUCGGCGGGCGCAUCCUGAUCAGUUCAAUGGCGGAUAUACCCUGUGACUUCCCUCGUUCCCUGCCAGGCUCAGCUAUCCAGCUCUUCUUCCUGAUCGUUAGCGCCUCUCCGGUAUCGCAAGGGGAUGCUACCGAGGCAGACAACGAAGGAGCAGAUACUCUACCUGCAGACUAUCCUUCUCGAUCCAUGGCAGGAGACUGCGUCUGCGUCUGCUGCGACAACGGCCAGGACGCAAGCGUGGGCGUCGCUCUCGCGGCGCUCCAGCUCUUCUUCGACGACAAAGGCGCGUUUGUGGCUACACCGGGGAACGGGAUACAUUGCGUAGGAAAUACGGCGACGAAACGGUCCAUCAGUACAAAGCUACAGUGGAUCAUAUCGAGCAGGCCGGAGGCCAACCCUUCUCGAGCUACACUCAAACGUGUGAACGAAUACAUCCUCACGUCGCCCUCCUUCCGCCGCCAGCGAGGUGUGGAAUGACUGCAGCCAACAAUAUGAGCUUGAACGCGCGAAGCAGCCCAGGGUUAUACGUCGAGGCACGACGUGGUAUGUGCCUGGCUGCAGCGCGACCUGCGGCGUGGCUACGCCUGCGACGCCAUCGGAGUACGGUCCCCGACGUUGUUUUCAGCGAGUUGCGAGGCGCCUUGUGCUCGAAGAGGGAGACAUUGAUAGAGGCGGGCGGGGUGGUCUCCAAGAGUUGCAGCCGUACU